Metarhizium album ARSEF 1941 is the source of this 1143-nucleotide messenger RNA. Its product is annotated as mitochondrial carrier protein. The transcript has 2 exons. Lineage: Eukaryota; Fungi; Ascomycota; Sordariomycetes; Hypocreales; Clavicipitaceae. Gene Ontology annotation, biological process: pyrimidine nucleotide import into mitochondrion. The coding region runs from base 1 to 1143 and encodes 380 amino acids. Gene Ontology annotation, cellular component: mitochondrion. Gene Ontology annotation, molecular function: pyrimidine nucleotide transmembrane transporter activity. The record is from RefSeq and is a predicted model, not a curated record.
AUGCACCAAGCCGGGGCCUUGACCCCCCUUCAGAAAUGGGCCGCCUCCGCCUCCGACUCGCACUUCAACGCCGUUGCCGGUGCCGUGGGCGGAUUUACCUCGGGGGUCGUCACUUGUCCCCUUGACGUGAUCAAGACGAAGCUUCAGGCACAGGGUGUGUAUAGAGUGCUGCAGGAUGGACGCCACGUGGGACAGCCGAGGAUGUACAAUGGGCUGGUCGGCACAGCCAGCGUGAUCUGGAGGGAGGAGGGCAUUCGGGGCAUGUACCGUGGCCUGGGUCCGAUUAUCAUGGGAUACUUGCCCACCUGGGCAGUCUGGUUUACCGUCUACAACAAGAGCAAGGUUUGGAUGGCCCAGUAUUCCGAUAACACGCAUCUGGUCAACUUCUGGUCUUCUAUUGUCGCCGGUGCCAGCAGCACCAUCGUCACUAAUCCGAUAUGGGUCAUCAAAACCCGGCUCAUGUCACAGAGCCAGUCGCCGGCCCGAGAUCAUGCGCAUUACAUGUAUCCGAAGCCCGGCAACACCCCGACUGCCCGACCGACGCUGAACCAUCCGUGGCACUAUCGAUCUACGCUCGAUGCUGCUCGGAAGAUGUACACGUCUGAAGGGCUGGUAUCGUUCUACUCCGGUCUCACGCCCGCACUCCUCGGAUUGACGCACGUGGCUGUCCAGUUUCCCACGUACGAGUAUCUCAAGACCCAGUUCACCGGCCGGGGGAUGGGGGAGGGCGCAGGAGAAGCACACUGGUUUGGCAUUCUUUCGGCAUCGGUGCUCUCCAAGAUUUUGGCCAGCAGCGCCACUUACCCCCACGAGGUCAUUCGAACUCGCCUGCAGACCCAGCGGCGGCCGGUAGCCGGAGAACAGUUCUUGCAGGGUUUGGGCAUCGCUGAACCGAGUCCAGCCAAAAACUCCGCGACGGACAGCCGCAAGUAUCGCGGCAUCGUCAUGACAUUCAGGACUAUCCUUCGGGAGGAAGGCUGGAGGGCAUUCUACGCCGGGCUGGGGACCAACAUGAUGCGCGCUGUGCCUGCGGCCACGGUCACGAUGCUGACAUACGAAUACGUCAUGAGAUUUCUUCACCGAGCAAAGGAAGAAGGCAGGGCCAAAGGCCACGGAUACGAAACGAGAGGUGGCCAUGAGUGA